AUGCCCAACACCCCUGACCUGCAGCCCGUCGCCGAUGAUACGACAAGGUCAUUGGUCGCUCCAACAAGACCAGGGCUUCAACGGUCCCUCACCAAUGCCAUCUGGACUUCGGACGUAUCAACGUCCUAUCAUUAUCAGCUGAACGCAAAAUGUCAGGAAUUCGUGACUCGGUACUUAGGACGAAGUCUCAUUUCUCCAGAUGAUCCUAGAGUAGUGGAAAUGAACCACAAGCUCUUAGUACUAGCCUUCACGCACCCUUUCUUGAUGCACGCCUCCAUAGCGGUGGCGUUUGCGUAUGACCGCCAUCUGAACAGCUCGUUAGGUCCUCGUCGCAGUCUAGAGGAGUGCUAUCACUGGUCUCAAGGCACAGCUCUCUUCAACAAGCGGUUAAGGCAGCCUAUUAGGACGGAAGAUAAGGACGCGAUCUGGGGCACUGCGGCUGCUCUGGCCAUCCUGGCCUUCUGUUCCCCCGAUGCCUGCACUCCGGAGGAAUCGUGGCCUCUUAAACCCUCCGACUCCUCCGGAUUGGAGUGGUUGCGUAUGAACAGAGGCAAAAUGUCAUUAUGGGGUUUAACGAAUCCGUUGCGACCGGACAGUCUUUUCCGCAUCAUGGCGGCGACCUACGCCGAUAUGUUUUCGCCCCUGCCAGAGGGAGGCGUGGAUGGUAUACCCAGGGCCUUGGCUGCUGUGUGUCAUCUUGAAGACUCCUCGACGGCAGAAAGCAACCCAUAUUUCCAUGCUGCCCACGCGCUUUCCCAGCUCCAGGGCCUUCCGGAUAGUCAGGUCACGAUAGGUCAAUCUGAACUCUUCAGGCGCAGCAUCCAUGGGCCCUUUGAAUCCCUGCUGCGGGCAAAAGACCCCGUCGCACUUUUGCUGCUGUUUCUAUGGUACCGCAAAGGGGGACGCAGUAUAUGGUGGAUGGAACUCAGAGCAAGGGUUGAAUGCCCGUCUAUUUGCUCGUACCUACAGCUUUACUAUAAGGAUUACGGCGCUGUACAAGCAUUACUUCCAGAGGGCCGCCUAGCGGAUGGAUGA
Messenger RNA from Neoarthrinium moseri, 1035 nucleotides. RefSeq lists its product as uncharacterized. Gene Ontology annotation, molecular function: DNA-binding transcription factor activity, RNA polymerase II-specific. The transcript has 2 exons. Gene Ontology annotation, biological process: regulation of transcription by RNA polymerase II. Bases 1 to 1035 code for a protein of 344 amino acids. The record is from RefSeq and is a predicted model, not a curated record. Lineage: Eukaryota; Fungi; Ascomycota; Sordariomycetes; Amphisphaeriales; Apiosporaceae.